This is a messenger RNA of Linum tenue, 5275 nucleotides long. Lineage: Eukaryota; Viridiplantae; Streptophyta; Magnoliopsida; Malpighiales; Linaceae. The record is from the annotation of a GenBank genome assembly.
AUCCGGAACAAAAAAGAAAGAAAAAAGGCCUUCCUUCCAUAGCCUUGUUUGGUUCGUCUGGUUCCCGCAAGCAAGAUCUAGCAGCAAUAAGGUAUACAGUCACUCAAUUUGGACCCAUGACUCUUCCCUUCCUCGACGGCGUUGUAAAGCAGUGUUCUUGAUUCUGUUCCACGACUAUCUUGGUUUUGAAAAUUGACCCAGUGUCCAUGGAUGGGAGCGAGGACAAGGCUGUUUCCUUGAGUAAUGAUUUGGGUUCUUCAUCUACAGUCACAAUCACUGAGCCUGUUGCUAGUGGUAGUGAGAAACCCCCGGUUGCCGAGCUUGCUACUGGGGAAGUUGAGGGAAACAGAGAGGGAGAGAGUGAGAGCGUGAAGACUUCCGCUGAGAAGGUGGCAGUGGAGGAAGGUGGCGGUUCUUGUAGUGAAGUAGAUAAAGAAGUUGGGGGUUCAGGGUUAGGUGUACGCCAUUCUGAUGGUGGGGUUGGGGAGACUUUACAGAAGAAAGUGGUGCUUGUGUUUGAUGGGCGGGAAGUAGAUUUGGAGAGAGCUGCGGAAGAUGCAGUUGAUGAUAUUCCAGUGGGGGAAAUUCAGGACUCAACUGUUCAGUCCUCCGGUGUUGCUGAGGGCUCUUCCAAGGAAGAACAAAGAGAAGAGUUGAAAUUUGAGGAUCUUGGAGGUAAGGAUGGAGGUGUGAGUUGUAGUGAUGGCAAAGAUGAUGAUGAUAGGGCUUCACCUGAUGGUGGAGUUGAUAAGAACCCUAGUACCGAGGUCAGGAUUAGUGGUGAGAUUUUUUCUUCUGUAGAUAAGAGGUCCACAGAUGGAGAUGUAGCUGAAGAGGGUGAAACCAAAGUUACUGGUGGUUCCAAUGAUGCUGAAACUUGUGUUGUACAGGGUUCAGCGGAUGCUUCCGAAGGUGGGGAAGUUCAAAUUUCACGGGUUUCAGUGGAUGGGGAUACCCAACUCUUGGAUAAUUCUGUGGAUGGGGAUGCACAAGUAAAUGAUUUGUCCAGUUGUGGUGAAACUCAGGCCGUACAAAGAUCACUGGAUCAGGAUUCCCAUGUCAUAAGGGAUUCUGAUAAUGAGAACAUGGAUGGUUCCAGGGAUGUGGGAACACAAGUUACUGAUGGCACCAAGGUGAGGGAACCUCUGUUUGCACAAGUUUCAGUCGAUGGCGAUAACCCACCUUUGGAAAUUUCGAGGGAUGGAGGUUCUCAAUACAAUGAUUUUUCGGAGGAUGGGGGAACUCAGGCUAUACAAAGUUCAGCGGAUCAGGUUAUGCAAGUUGUAGAGGAUCCUGGUAAGGAAGACAGGGAUGGUUCCAGAGUUUUUGAUGGCCAAGUCAACGUUGUCAUCAGUGAUGGAGAAACUCGGGUAACACAGGGUUCACUGAAUGAGGAUACCCGAAUUGUAGAGGAUACAGAUAUGGUAGCUGUAGAUGAUACUGAUACCCAAGACCUGGAUGGUUCCAGGGACGGGGAAUCUAGGGUUAUACAAGGUUCUAUGGAUGAGGAUAUUUACAGGGAUGUGGAAACCGAGGUUCCUAAUGAUUCCAGUGGCGGGGAAACUCAGGUUGUGCCAGGUUCAGUGGAUGAGGAUACCCAAUUCGUAGAUGGGAAACCUCAGGUUUCGAAGGACGAGGAUAUGGAGGGGGGUUUAACCAAGAAAGACACUGUAGUUCCCAUGGAGGAUCUGAUCUCUCAGGAAGUCGGACCAUUAGAGAAUGACCCCAAAGAUCUAGAUAUGAGAAGUGGCUUUGGGGGCACUUCCGGGGUUGAGAAUAUAUUUUUUGCUGCUACUGGUAAAGUCGAAUUGGCUGAAGAGUCUGAGGGGCAUCCAAUGAAAACUGUUGAAGUCGAGGAAGAUGCUGCUCAAGAUUCAGAGCCAGAUGAAAGUGCUCUUCUGGGCGAUGAAGUAUUUAAUAAUGAAAAUGAAGCUGCCUCUCGACCUGAAUCUACUGUCUUGGAAGAUUUAGGACAGCAGAGCCAGGUUCUGGAGGAGGCACCGGUGUUUAUGGUAAGUGCGGGAGGUUCAACUCCCCCAUUAGAAGCAACUGGUAGUGAUUCUCUUGAAAAAGCCCCUACAAGUGUUGCUUUGGAGGGGAUGCUAUCAAGUGCUGCCAAUGAUACGGUUCAAAUGGUGGAAAAUGAGAUUGAUAAUGUCACCUCUGAAACUAUGGAUGAAGAGGGACAAGAUCCUGUUGAAGGGAAAAUGGCAUCAGUUGAUGAAGAAAUUACCUGUGCUAAUAUUGAAGGUAUGGAUGCUGAUGCUGAUGCUUAUAAUGAAAAUGUUUGCUUUUCAGUGGAAGAACUCCAAGCAUCAGGUGAGAUGGUAAACGGGAGCACUGAACAUCACUAUCACGCAAUUGCAGAUCCACCAUCUUUCUCCCAGCCAACUGAUGUAUUUAUUGGAGGUGAAGCUGCAUAUCCUUUGGAGAAUAAGGUACUCCUGAGUUCUGGAAAAGAACAGUUAAUAUACCACUCUAUCUCUUUUGAUCAUUUCUGGGCUCACUCACAUGUGGAGCCAGUCCUGACAAAUGGCCAGCAAAUUACUGAUGCUGAACAAACUCGUCUGCAGAAACAGCAGGGAAUAACAGUUCCGGACCAGCUAGUAGUGAAGGCUGAAUCAGGUAAAGAUAGUGUGGUAAAUGGCAACAGUCAUCAGUCUCCAGAUUCAGCAUCUUCUUUCCGGUCCACUCGGGCAGUCGCUGGAGAUGAUGUUGCUGAAAUGGAUACCUUUGUCCAUUUAGAUGCAACCCUAUGUCCUGCUGGUGACAAUCAGAAUCUAAAUCCUGAGACAGCAGGGGUGGGGUUGGAAAUAAAUUGUGAAGCAGCUUCCAUCCAGAGCAAUGUGUUGGCCUCUAACGUUGAUACUACGGAUGAGAAAUCAUUGAAAUGGGCUAGUCUACACCGUGGAAGCUUGGGAAGUGCACACCAAGCUAGUUAUCAGCUACCGUCUGACCAUGAAGGUGAAUUUCAUGUAUCUGAUCUGGUUUGGGGAAAAGUUCGGAGCCAUCCUUGGUGGCCUGGGCAGAUAUUUGACCCCUCAGAUGCCUCUGAACAAGCAUUGAAGUAUCAGAAGAAGGACAGGCUUUUGGUUGCAUAUUUUGGAGACCGGACAUUUGCAUGGAAUGAAGCACCUCUUUUGAAGCAUUUCAGAUCACAUUUCAGGCAGGUAGAGAAGCAGAGUAAUUCAGAAUCAUUCCAGAAUGCUGUCGGUUGCGCUUUAGAAGAAUUUUCCAGGCGUGUCGAAUUGGGCUUGACUUGCUCCUGUGUGCCAGAAGAAGAUGCAGACAGAAUCAAGUUUCAGCUCUUUGAUAAUUCUGGCAUCCAGCAAGAAGCCUGUAAAAGAGGCGAUUUUUUGGGCAAGUCUGGAAGUGCAGAUUUGUUUGAACCUGUCAAGUUAGUUAAUUAUGUGAAAUCUCUUGCACAAUAUCCGACUGGUGGGGCUGAUCAAUUGGAUCUUGUGAUUUUGAAGUCUCAGUUGCUCUCCUUCUAUCGGUUGAAAGGUUAUUCCCCGCUGCCUGAAUUUCAGUUUUGCGGAGACUUGUCGGAGGAUGCAGAUUCUUCUGUCCACGUCAGUGGUGAGGGAUCUGAUGAUCAUAUAGGCUCUGUCUGUAAAGACGACUCGAAAAGUUUGGAAAUUUCACAGGCCCAGAGGCCAUAUUAUUAUAAACGCAAACAUAACUUGAAGGAUGGUGUCUAUUCAAGCAAAAAGGAAAAGUGGGAUUCUGUAGAGGAUGAAGUAGGAGCUGCAGAUGGGAAAAUGGUUUCACCAUCUUCUGCAAAGAGACGAAAGGGUCCUAAUCAUUUUAGUGAUGAAUCAGUUCCGUCGGAAGGGGUGAAAACUAUAUCUCUUGCAAAAAUCUCAAAUACUACAUCAGCUUCUGUUCCUAAGCCAUCCUUUAAGAUUGGUGAAUGCAUCCGUCGAGCUGCUAGUCAUAUGACUGGAUCUCCCUCUAUGCUGAAAUCAAGCAGCCAGAAGUUUGAUGGAAGCAGUGAUGUAUAUGACAGCCCCCUACUGGAGCAGUCUGAUGAUACCGAGAGCAACAGAUUGGUGGCUCCAGUGGAGACUCAUUCAUCUGUAGAUGAGUUGCUAUCACAACUUCAAUCAGCAGCACGGGAUCCCUUGCAAAGGGAUGGUUGCUUGGAUGUCUUUUUUAGCUUCUUCUCAGAGUUCAGGAACUCUGUGGUUGUUGUUGAUCAGCAUGAUAAACUUGGUAAGAGGAGGAAGGUGUUUCAUUCAGCGGGCGAUACUGAAACAUUUGAAUUCGUGGACAUGAAUGACACUUAUUGGACCGACAGGGUUAUUCAAAAUGGGUCAGAAGAGCAGCCACCGCCUACUACUCGAAAGAGUAGGAAAAGAGAGAAUCUUUUUGUACCGGUCAGUCUUGAUAAUAAGCAGACUCAGAGGUCAACUGUCAGGAACAAACGACACAUAUCUGAUGGUAAUGACUACAACAAUGUGCCCCCAGAUACAAAACCAAUCGGCUAUGUGGAUGAGAAGGCACCAGCGGAGCUUGUGAUGCAUUUCCCGGUUGUGGAUUCCGUACCUUCCGAGAUGAAACUGAAUAAGAUGUUCAAAUGUUUUGGACCUCUCAAAGAAUCCGAGACGGAAGUUGAUAGAAACACCAACCGUGCCAGGGUGGUUUUCAGGCACUGUUCUGAUGCACAGACUGCAUAUGGUAGUGCUUCAAAGUUCAACAUUUUUGGGUCGUUACUUGUAAAUUACCAGCUCAACUAUACCAUAUCUGUGCCAUUUAAAUCCGAGCCACUUCCUAUGACACAUGGCGAGGAAGAUGAAACUGUUUUCCUCCAGUAUUGAAGAGACUGGACGAGGCAACAAAUAUCCAGAUACAAUCGGCACAUGCACUUGCAACCAAGGAGAGAGAGAGAGAGAGAGAGCUGUCGAAGAGCUUGCUGGCAAGGGAGUGUUAAUGUGCCUCCUCCGUUGCUGAUCCCAAUAUAUGUCGCUGAUGCUACGACGAAUGACCUAAUUUUGUGCAGAAAUAUCACUAGGCUGCCAUAGCUGUAAUUGUAGAUGGUUUGGCCUGCUCAUUUUAUCAUAUAUCUAUAUGUUUCAGUGGCUGAUUCAUGCCAAUAGGUGGUCUCUUGUUGUCCACUAUGAUAUGGUGCCCAGUGAAGUGUAAAAUGAUGUUAUCCAGAACUAAGAGUGUGCAUGGUCAAAAAUCAAAACGUGGUUGAGAAUUUGAGUUUGGAUCUCAAAAUCCCUUGAUUCUCUCCUCUUGUCAUGAACCAGAAAAAGGUAUUAGUGGCUGA